Messenger RNA from Durio zibethinus, 1649 nucleotides. RefSeq lists its product as uncharacterized. The record is from RefSeq and is a predicted model, not a curated record. NCBI's taxonomy places the organism in Eukaryota, Viridiplantae, Streptophyta, Magnoliopsida, Malvales, Malvaceae. Gene Ontology annotation, molecular function: zinc ion binding.
UACCAAAGCAGAUGCAACAAACCGAGGAAACAGAGCCAAAGGCCGAAGCGGAGGAAAGGAUUAAUAAUAAUAAUAAUCUACAUAUAAAAGCCACAUAAGCUAUUGCGCCCUUACGUUCCAACACCUGGCAGUACGGUGCACCACAGCCUUCGCCUUUCUACUCUUCUUCACACAAAACCCUACACCUCCCCCACCCUUCUUUCCCAUUUACUUUCUUUGUGCGUACCGUUUCCUUAAAUAACAAGUUUGCCCCCCCUAUUUUAAUUUUUUAAUAUUGAAACAAAUAAUUAAUUUUGUUAUAUAAACACUAUGUUUGCUCGUUAAUUACUGAGAUGAUUCUAAAGGCAAUUUUGUAAUUUGAAGCAAAAGGAAGGCUGUUCGUAUAAGCCUAGCAAGUUGCUGGUUUCUUUUCUAUUCCCUCUCGAUAGCCCAUUCUCUGCAUACCCGAGAGAAAAUUCUGGAGGAAAUACGAAACAAAAAAAAUUCUCUCAGAAAACGAAAGAAGAAGAAAGUAGCAAACAGGUUAAGCCGAAACACCCUCUCUGUUUUGGUUGAAAGAGGAAGGAGAUGAAGAGCUGUGAGCUUUGCAAAUUGGCGGCAAGAACGUAUUGUGAAUCGGACCAAGCGAGUUUAUGCUGGGACUGCGAUGCUAAAGUUCACGGAGCCAACUUCCUUGUGGCGAGACACGUGAGGUGUCUUCUCUGUCACGCCUGCCAGUCUCACACUCCGUGGAGAGCUACUGGUUCCAAGCUUAGUCACACGGUCUCCGUCUGUGAGAGGUGCGUCAACGGCGAUGAUCGAGAAGAGAGCGAAGCAGGAAAUAACGACGAAGAAGAUGAAGAAGGAGAAGCUGCUGAUUCUGAGGACGACGUGUCAGUUGGUGAUGAUGUGGAGGACGGAGAUAAUCAGGUGGUGCCAUGGUCCACAGCAGCAAAUACACCUCCGCCGGCUUCCAGUUCAUCUAGUAGCGAAGAUUCUUGUGGUGGUGAACUAGAUGUCUCUAAAUCGAUAAAUUUGUUUUCAUUGAAAAGAUUGAGAGAAAAUGUUUCAGAUCUUCCCUCUCAGGUCGAUCUGGAUCGUUUAUCUCCUAAACGGAGGUACGGUUACCGUACUCGUUUGGCGACUCGGUGCAGACCAGAGGAGGAAGCCGUUUCUGUUGACUCUAUGAGGCUGUCGAAAGACCAACAGAUCAAAGCGGAGGGUACGGUUCAGUUUCAGUCCGAUUCCAGAGGCGCGGCGAUUACGGAGUCGUUAGGAGAAAAAUUAGAGUCUGAUAAAAUCCAGUAAAACAAAUCCUAAAUCUGUUAGUAAUUGUUAGCCGUCCGAUUUGAGUUGGUUUGGCCUGUUGAUGUUUCAGAUGAUCUAACCUAUUCUAACAAUAGUCUUUAAUUAAUGUUUUAUGGGAAUGCUGACCCUUUUAGUAGGUAAUUUGUGCUAAUCUAAGGAUUUUACUAGUACUAGCAUUACUAGAUUGAUAUCUCCCCAGAUUUUGUAAUUUUGAUUUUUUUAUCUGCCGUGGCAACUGGCAAGUGGAUUAUCAUCUUGGACCGACGUCGUUUCCUAUGUUUUUAUUCUUGUUGUAGUAGUAGUAGUAUUAGUUUUUUUGUUAGGGCUUAUUUGACAUGUCUUCUUGUAAAUUAAAAUGUACG